Beta vulgaris subsp. vulgaris (sugar beet) is the source of this 2286-nucleotide messenger RNA. Its product is annotated as serine/threonine-protein kinase STY17. The transcript has 16 exons. The record is from RefSeq and is a predicted model, not a curated record. Gene Ontology annotation, biological process: protein phosphorylation. Gene Ontology annotation, molecular function: protein kinase activity; ATP binding. The coding region runs from base 266 to 1939 and encodes 557 amino acids. Lineage: Eukaryota; Viridiplantae; Streptophyta; Magnoliopsida; Caryophyllales; Amaranthaceae.
CCUCUCCCCACAACACAAGUAUUCAAUUUUACUCCCUCUUGAUUUCAUCUUCCACCAAACUCAAGAUUCCACCCUUUUUUUUUUCUCUCUCCUCUCUCAAGAUUCUCCCAAAUUCUGGAAUCAUCAAUUUCAGAUUAAAUUAGGUUUUUUUUUUCUUCACUACACUUAACACUAACACUACAUCUAUGCUACACUCGCAAAUAGUUUCGAUUUUUUUCUCAUCUUCAAAUUCAAUCUUCGCAAAAACAAGCUUGUAAGCUCGUUAAUGGCGAUUGAUGAUGAUACUGAAAGCUGUAGUAGUAGACCUUUCGAUUCGUCACCGAAAACGCCGAGAAAUCAUCAAUACCUAAAACUCGAAGUUUUUAACGACGUUCUUCGUAGAUUACAAGACUCUGAUUGUUGCGACGCUAAACUUCCUGGAUUUGAUGAUCAACUUUGGCUUCACUUUAAUCGUCUUCCUGCUAGAUAUGCAUUGGAAGUUAAUGUGGAAAGAUCAGAAGAUGUUUUGACACAUUUGAGACUCUUACGCCAAGCUGAAGACACAGAUAAUUUACUUGCUUACGAUGUUCGUGUUGUACAGGUCAAUCUCACCACAAAUGGACAUAUUGGUGAUUCUUUCGAUUCACAUUCUUCGAUGGAUGAAGUUAGCCAAGGUUCUGUCAAAAGCUCGGUUGGUCUGGGUCUCUCACUGAGCUUGCACCCGCCACCUACGUUCAGCUCGUUACCAUGUCCCGAGACUCAUGAUGUAAAACAUAAUGUUGAAGAUAGAGAUAGCUUUAUAAAUGCUACCUUAUCGCACCCUGGAAGGGCGAUGCAUGAAAUUACCUUUUCAACUGUUGACAAGCCGAAACUCCUUAACCAGCUAACUUCCUUACUGUCUGAGAUGAGUCUGAACAUCCAAGAGGCUCAUGCAUUUUCUACGGUUGAUGGCUUCUCUUUGGAUGUUUUUGUUGUUGAUGGUUGGCCUCAUGAGGAAACUGAGCAACUUAGAAGUUUAUUGGAUACUCAAAUUCAAAAGAUGAAGCAUCCUCAAGUGCAAGAGUUUUCAGGGGCAGCUGUUGGUGAUAAUCAUCAUGAAGCAGUAUGCUUGCACAGAAGUGUAAACGGAACGGCAAGCAAAAAUGAUGAAGUUGAUAUUGAUCAGAGCCUUCUAAAAGUUGGAUCUAAAGUGGCAUCUGGCUCACACGGUGAUCUGUACAAAGGGACAUAUGUCGAUCAGGAAGUUGCAAUCAAGGUCCUAAAGUCUGGGAAUGCCAAUUCGGAUGUGGUUAAAGACUUCUUCCAAGAAGUUAAAAUUAUGAGGAAACUUCAGCACAAGAAUGUUGUGCAAUUCAUAGGUGCUUGUACAAAACCUCCGGGCCUUUUCCUCGUGACUGAGCUCAUGCCAAAAGGAAAUUUAUACGACUUUAUACACAAGAGAAAGGGUGUUUUCAACUUACAGUCGCUACUAAGAGCAGCAAUUGAUAUUUCCAUGGGAAUGGAGUACCUUCACCAAAAUAAUAUUGUACACCGGGACCUUAAAACUGCCAAUCUGCUUAUGGGUGCAGAUGGAGCUGUCAAGGUCGCUGACUUUGGAGUUGCUAAAGUACAGACACAAUCGGGAAUCAUGACAGCUGAAACAGGAACCUAUAGGUGGAUGGCCCCAGAGGUUAUUGGACAUAAACCGUAUGAUUAUAAAGCGGAUGUCUUUAGCUUUGGUAUUGUUCUCUGGGAGCUUCUAACUGGCGAACUUCCUUACUCCUCCUUGACCCCUUUGCAAGCUGCAAUUGGAGUAUUUCAAAAGGGACUUCGACCUCCUAUUCCUAAGAACGCUAAUUCAAAGCUAGCCGAUGUAAUGGAGAGAUGUUGGCACCAGGAUCCCGCUCUCAGGCCAGAUUUUUCUGAAAUCAUCGAGAUCCUGCAGCAAGUAGCCAAUGAGGUAGUAGAAGUUGAUAGUUAAUCAUCUAGCGAAGGAUUUUUUCUCAUCGAGCGUGCACGUCAGCGAUGCUGCAGGCGUUUCUAAUUAGAUUGUAUGAUAUUAAAUCUAACUGGUUCCUUCUGAGGAUGACUAACUGGUAUCCCACUUCCCUACUCACGUUACCUCAAGGAGGGAGAGGGGAGGAUAAAGAGAGACAGAGAUGAUGAUAAUGGGUUGUAGAUAUCCACUUCUGAGGAUGAUCAAUUUGGUGUCACUAUGUAUCCAUUCCCAAUGUGUAAAUAUCCACUUCGGUUUUGUAGUAUAUCAUCUCUUCCUCUGUAUUAUAUUUUAAACCGGUAAGAAAUGGAAUACUUUCUGUCUUAUGUAUA